AAGGUAGCUGGCGAAGAAGCUAGCUAACAAGAUAUAACGUUAGUAAUUAUUUGACCGGUACGAAGAGGAUCAGCACAUCUGUCGAUCGCAGUGUUUCUGUAAAACGCGCUUGGAACCGCAGACUGAAGCACAAGAAUUUCAAAUUCAGUGUAAGAGAUGGCCGACACAGAGCAAACGAGCCCGCCUCCUCGACAGGGGCCGGUGCAAUUCAUGUUAAGUAACAAGCUGGAAACGGCAAUGUGGCUGUCGCGCAUCUUUACUGUGUACUGCUCCAUUCUGUUCAUUCUGCCCAUCCUGGGACUGCCAGAAGCUGCAAAUUUCUACCAGCGCGCCCUGCUGGCCAAUGCCCUGACCAGCGCUCUGCGUCUGCAUCAGAGGCUGCCGCACUUCCAGCUGAGCCGGGCCUUCCUGGCCCAGGCCCUGCAGGAGGACAGCUGCCACUACCUGCUCUACUCCCUCAUCCUGGUCAACUCCUACCCCAUCACCAUGAGCAUUUUUCCAGUCUUUCUCUUUUCCCUGCUUCAUGCUACCUCUUACACAAAGAAGGUCCUGGAUGAGAUGGGACCGAACAGCAUGGGCUUCAUGAGAAACUUCCUGAACAAGCUCACAGCCAACCAGCAGAACAUCCUCAUGUUCAUCGCUUGCAAUGAGAUAUUCCUCAUGCCAGCCACCAUCUUCUUGCUUUUUAGUGGCCAGGGGAGCUUGCUACAGCCCUUCAUUUACUAUAGGUUUGUCACGCUUCGCUACGCGUCCAGGAGAAACCCCUACUGUCGCACCCUGUUCACAGAGCUACGGGUCCUUGUGGAGCACCUCAUCAUGAAGCCCUCGUGCCCGGCCUUUCUCAGGAGGAUGUGCCUGAACAGCAUCGCCCUCGUCAGUCGCCUGGCGCCCACCGCGGCGUAGGGAGCCCGAACACCAUACAGCGGGGUGUUGCUCUCAGACAUAUUGACAGGCGUCGGUUUGGGGUUAGUGGGGGGGUAAGGGGUUUGGCGUGAGGAGCAAGUUAACACUUUGAAUGUUUCCCCAAGGGGCAUGAGCUCCGGCUGCUGUCUAUAUUUGUGCUAAAGUGCAAGUUCCAACCCUCAGUGCACUGAGAACCAUGGCAAUUUUUACAGGCCGCUUCGGAAACCUGGCAAACAUGUAUAUCCCACCCACACACACAACACCUAUUGUAUAUUAUUAUUAUUAUUACUGAUCAUAAUAACAUCAGAACUGCAGUAAUGAUAAUGACGAUAGUUGUUAUUACUUUCAGUCUAAUGCUUAUUUGAAUAAUAAUGUUUGAUACUUGAUUGACAAGGGCUUGGUAUGAGAAGCUGUCAGUCAUUUUAGGUGCAUUUGUCCUGCGUGUAUAUUUGUAUUUGUUUCUGUUUUUGUCUGCCAACUGAAUUUCGAAGUCCGUUUUAGUUAUAUGUAGUAACUUUGCUCAGAUUUCAAGUGGAAACAGUUUGAAUCAUUUUACUGUACUCUCUAUGCCAAAGUGAUGGAACAAACCUCUUACACCGUGCACUUCUUAUACUAUAUAAAUUGUAUGUUCAAAUACAUAUACACAGUAAAUGACUCUUAGGAGUUUGGACAAAUCUCUUGUACACUAUUUUCCCUUUCAGAUUUAAUUUACUUGAAGCAUUAGAAGCAUUACAUUGAGCUUUUGAAAGAAGUACCGUAGGGAUUCAAAGAAACUGGAAGGCUUUGAAAACAUGCAUGUACAAGUUUUGAUUUGCAGUAACUCUGCAUUUUUUCCAUUCUUAAAUAUAUUUGUUUUCAGGAAAAUGAAGCGCAAAUUGUGCACUUUUGCAGGAGUCCACCUGAGAUAUGUCCUGGGAUGUGCAUAGCAAAGCAAGUGUGACAUUUGUUACUGAGGUGCAUUCACUUUAACCUUGCCCAGUGUUAGAGAUUAAUUAAUUAUAGAACUUCAUUUAGUGCAGGCAUGCUGUCAUUAGCUUUGUUCAUACAUUACACUUUUUUAAUUUAACGAUAGGCACUGUGCCUGUGGCAAGGGUGUAAAGAUAGAAGAAAAAAGACCUCUAGGCAAAAAGUAGUAAUUAAUCAAAUUUAAGACCUGUAUGCAAUAACUUUUUCCAACAUUGCUUAUUUAUUAGCUGUUUUGAUGUGUCUUUCCUGCAGUUGCAGAAAUGGCUAUUUGAAAUGUUUGUAAAAGUGCUAUAUUUCUCUUUGUUGCCAUUGUUGGGUUGACACCAAUUCUGUUUUAUUCCAUUCCAUA
Molecule: messenger RNA, 2218 nt
Organism: Megalops cyprinoides (Indo-Pacific tarpon)
Lineage: Eukaryota; Metazoa; Chordata; Actinopteri; Elopiformes; Megalopidae
Product: transmembrane protein 33-like
Exons: 8
Coding region: 157-903 (248 amino acids)
Biological process (GO): membrane organization; endoplasmic reticulum tubular network organization
Cellular component (GO): membrane; endoplasmic reticulum
Source: RefSeq, a predicted model, not a curated record